UGCAGCCAGCGGGAUUGUAAUUAGAAUGUUGUCGUCGGGGGGUGACUUUUUGUGGGGAUGUAAAGACGUCGAAUAUAAAGGAGAUAGUAGUUCCUAAUACCUCUUCUAAGCUUACUGGAUGUUCUUCCACUAGGUGGUUUUAACUGGGCAGGAUGGUAAUAUAAGAAAUCUGUCAGCAUUGUUGACUUGACUUAGCUACUAAGUACUUAAAAUGUUUCUAAUAAUUGAAUGAAUGAAAAUAAGCAAACCCUCAUAUUUGAGAAUAGGGUGCCAUGUCAUGACUAAAUGAAGGGAUUUGCUGUUUAAUCUUCUGCCAUUUGCUUACAGCUGCACUUGUGUUUACUGAUGGAUAAAAUAAGUUUUGAAAAAUGUUAUUGUCAGUAGUUAUUGCAGCUGUGUAUGAACUGUAGUGAAGGAAGGAACAGCAAUACAAAAUGGCUUGGAGAAAAAAACCCACUAAAAGUGACAACCCCAAGUAACACAUUUUUUAGAAAAUUUAGUUGAGAAACAUAAUCCCCUUCUGUCAUGUAGACGCUAGGAAAUGUUUUUCACCUGUAUUCACCUAUAGUACCUAUAUUAUAUAUGUGAUUAAUAACUACUUAGCAACAUCAAUAAAACUUUGUAAUCAUUGAUGAAAUGUCAACUGCAAGCAGUGUAUUUCUCCAAGCAGUGCAGCCAUCUUUCACAUCAUCAGCUUCUGUUUUUCUAUUGGCCAAUUUCUGACUGGGCGGGUCUUCCAGGAGGCCGGCACUCAGGCAGGAAGGGGGUGGCUGGAAAUGUUUCAGCCACAGUUGGAUCUAUCUGUUUUCACUGUUCUGAAAAGAAAAUCUUUAGUUACUGCGUCUUCUGGUCAAUAAGGGGGUAAAAGGCGUUCCACAUAUUAGCCUCUAACAUGUUGUAGGCUUAUUAUAGUUUCCUGGUUUGGGACAGAUGUUCUUUGUGUGGAAGAUCACCAAUUGAAUUGAAUAUCUUUGAGAAGAUGUCACCGAGCUGAAGUUGUACAUUGGUCUGCGUCUGUCUUGUCUUAAAGGCCAGACUCGAGCACCAGCAUAGGAUACCUCAGCUGCAAGCACUUCAACACGUCUUUGCACUAUUUUAGCACCGAAAAGAAUGUUAAAAUAGUGCUAUAUUAUAAAAAGGACUUAGGAUGAAGAAUAAUGACUGGAAAUCACUAAAGGGAGAAGCCUGCAUUAAAUUUCCAUCACUGGACUGAUAUAUAUAGGCGGUCUUUUACUGACUUGAACAUAUAGUUCAUUGAUGGGUGAUUUUUAAGCCAUUAGAUCAUUCUGCUCCUGCUGAUGGAGGACUCACCAGGUUGUCUUAGUUGAGGACUACAGUCAGCCUAAACUGAACUUUGAGUGCAUGAAGCACAUGACAAUAAGACUGCCUCUAAAUUUUUAAUAUACUACUAAAACUAUUGGAUAUGGCGUUGAACCUUUCUUCGGUGAGAGACACUAAAUGGCUAACUCUGGAGGUCUGUCGACAGUUUCAGCGGGGAAACUGUUCACGGAGGGAUGAGGAAUGUAAAUUUGCUCAUCCACCAAAGAGCUGCCAAGUUGAAAAUGGUAGAGUUAUUGCCUGCUUUGACUCACUGAAGGGUCGGUGCUCAAGAGAAAACUGCAAGUAUCUUCACCCACCUUCGCAUUUAAAAACCCAGCUGGAGAUAAAUGGACGCAACAAUCUAAUCCAGCAGAAGACUGCAGCCGCUGUGCUCGCCCAACAGAUGCAGCUUGUAAUCCCUGGACCCAGUCUGCAGCCUAUGGGCCUUGGCACAAAUACCGGUCUUGGUUAUGGUUCAUACAUGACACCACUGAGCCACGGGAUGAGUCUUGUUCCCUCAGAAAUCCUCCCCAACACCUCAGUUCUUGUUCCUGGGAGUUCUCCUGUCACAAUCCACAAUUCCUCCUCUUCCUCGGCUUCUUCUCCUUCACAGAAGAUGCAGCGCACAGACAAACUCGAGGUUUGUCGUGAGUUUCAGCGUGGGAACUGUGCAAGAGGGGAGACAGAUUGCCGCUUCGCUCACCCCAGUGACAGUCCAAUGAUUGACACCACUGAUAACACUGUCACUGUUUGUAUGGACUAUAUCAAGAGCCGCUGCUCCAGGGAGAAGUGCAAGUAUUUUCACCCACCUGCACACUUACAGGCCAAAAUCAAGUCCGGCCAACAGCAAGCCAGUCAGACAGCUGUCGCUGCCCAGGCCUCAGCCAUGACUCAGUCGACUGCCAAAGCAAUGAAGCGACCCCUCGAGGCAACUGUAGACCUGGCCUUUCCCCACAGCAUCAUGCAAUCCCUACCAAAGAGACAAGCACUUGAGAAGAGCAGCUGGGCCAGCUCCCUCCUCAGUCCCAGCUUUUUGCACUACCAACAGGCUUUGGCUAAUGCGCAGCAGCAGCAUCUCACCACAGCAUUUUAUCCUACCGGGUCUGUCUUUUGCAUGACUCCAGCCAACGGCGUUGAUCAUCCUCAAGUAACCACCACAAACAGGAGUCAGUGCCAUGUUGCUGCUGUUAAAGGUUCCAAACAGCCAACCUGUAAAUACACCACACACCAUAUACAACAAGCUGCAUGCUGAUAAUAUCACUGAUGGAAAAACCUGCACACAUUACUUUUAUCUACGGUAAUAAAUUACACAAGACGAUUACUAGGAUUAUACUCUGUUAGCCAAAUGUGUGGACAUGCCCUUGCACCCGAAUUAACAUACAUCCUGUGUAAUUUGCAAAACAUCCUGCUUUCUAUUUCCCAAACCAGUUCUGACAUGAGCAGAGGUGAAUUCUCUGUGUUUAAAAUUCUCUCAUUGGAACCUCCAUAAUUAAAAAAAAAAUCUACUUUUUCUGGACUAAUAUAAGCGGAAACCAGAUGAGGAAAAAAAAAACAAAAGAUCAACAUUUAUUUCACUGACAUGUAAGUUACACCCGUAGUGGAAGAGAUGCGUGUCACACAUCGAAUCUUAGAUCACCCUUCAGUGUGUAGACACAACAUGUUAAUGUCAGGUGUAAUGUGGUCCUAUACUUAUCAUCGUAUAAUGAUAUUGAGCAACAAAUAAUUUCUUUCUUGAAUGUCUCAUUUAACCUACUUAUUAACGUUAAUGAUUGUUUAUGUAGUGCCAGAUUUAAUUCUUUUAAAGUUACUCAUGGAAAAAGCACUUAUUUUAACUUCAGACUUGUACAAAUGUAAUUUCACAGUAGGCUCAUUGAAGUUCUGAGAAACGACUCUUGUUAUUCACCCUGUUCUCCCCGGAAAACAGGACCAGUGCUCCACCCCCUGGUGUGCCUUUGCAUUGCAUAUACUGUAUGUCAUUUUUGUUGUUAUAGGCGCAACAAAAAUGUAAGCAGUUCUUUUUGUUCUUUGUUAAAAAAAUCAAAAUAUUUCACUUUUGGGGCAGGUUUCACAAAGACACUCAUUGACUGUGGCUUCGCUCAAACUUAGAACUUAAAUAAUGUUCUUGUAGUCAUCUAUAUCAGUAUGUUGCACUUGUUAACUGUAUGAGGUUGAGCCGAGAUGACAUGUUGUGGCCCCCUGUAAUGUGGAAGGUCCUUAAAUGACCUUCUCUGGUUUUCCUUCACAUUUUUAGUUCAUCUCUUUGGUUGUAGUGUAAAUGAAUAAGUCGAUAGUCUGACAAAGAUAGCCGGUGUCACUAAUUGGUUUAAAGUUUCUGAUCGCCUCUUUGUGAAACCGACCCCUGGUUAAGCUUGAAGAUACAGCAAAGAGCCUCCACAGCCGAUAUAGUGAACCGUGAAGGUGAAUGAAAGUACUAGUGCUCAUAUUCAAACUAAAGUUCUUAUGAAGAUAUGAAGUUUAAGUUGAAUGGUGUGUGAACUGUCAGUCUUAAUUAUUUGACAUUUACAAGUGCCUCAAGAAUUCUGCAUGCAAUGACAUCUAAGAAUAUUAAAAAUGUCUGAGAGAAGAAGAAAAAAAAACGUUAGCGAAAUUAGCAAUGCCAUGUUGGUGCAUUUUUGUGUAUGCCUGUUAAGUUUUAGUCUCAUUUUAAUUCUCAUGGAAUUCACUCCGCUUUGAAGAAUGAAUAUGACUAUUCAGCUUAAUUUUAUUUAGUUUCACAGUUUAAUGGUUAAGUACUUUUUUGAUAGUGAUUCCUAAUUAGUUAAAUUCACGUUAAAAUACUUUAUGUAGUUAAGUAAAAAUCUGCGUGAGUUUGGUAUAAAGUCUCGUUGUGUAUGAUUGAUACCACAAUAUGCAAUUACCCGUCUUUGUUUGACACUCAAAUCAUACAAAAUGGGCAUCUGUCGAAGUGAAAAAGAAAAGAAAAGAAAAGUUAAAUAUAUUGUAGUUUUCACUCAUAUGUAAUGUUCUCUCGAGCAUCCUAUACAUACCUUUUUAGUUUCCUAUUUUGCAAUGUGUGGAAAAUAUAAACCUUUUUGUCUUUUCAAAUUGUGUGAUUGACUCUGACAAUCCACCAAGAGUAAUACAACAAUGUCCUUUGUGUAUUUACAUUGUGAAAAUGUAUGCAUUGUUGGAUAAAAAAAAAAAUAUAUGGAAUGUACUUGCAUAUAGUAUUUUACUAGUUUAAACCUAGCUAAGAAGACAUUUAAAAUGUAUUCUCUUCUAUUUUACGACGAAUGUAAUUUAUUUACCUGACUCCUCAAAGGGCCUUGACCUGUUGUUUUAGCCUACGGAAAGCCGUAAGUGUCAAAGGAGCAAAUGUUGGAACUAAGAGAAGCUUUGAAAGUUUCAUCCUUGUCACAUGUUUGUUACAUGUUACGGCUAAAAGAAAAGCUUGUCGUCUACACUUCUGCAUAUGGAAGUUGUUGUGAUCACCCUGUUUUAAAGAGAAAAAAAAAAAAAGGACAAUAAGAAUGUUUGGUGUGACUGAUGGAAACAUUUGUCUUAAGCACUUUCUCAACAGUCAGGCACCUGAGAAGACAUGCUUUUUGAGAACCUUGCCUUAUCUUAUAUCUGUUCAUAUAAUUUUGCAUUUGUUCAUCGAUUAUAAAUUCAGUAUUCUCAAGUAAUGAAAGCCAUCUUUUGUCAAAUUGUUGCCACAUGAAAUCUGGAUUGAAGGCUAAAAUGACAGUUUGUAAAACAAGCCCAAACACUACGCUGCAAAGACUGACAUGCUAUUAAUGCUUAUUUUCAAAUUUGUUGUCUGAUUAUCUUCUGGCCUAAAUACAGACUUCCCCCUCACUGUUUAUUAUCAUUAUUAUUAUUAUUAUUAUUAUUACUGUUGUUGUUAUUAUUAUUAUUAUUGUUAAGAAAGUAAUUUUAUUUGUGCAUAGUUAAGCAUUUCAUGUGGGUAGUUUUUGUUCCUGUAAAUUCAAAAUUGUGUAAAAUCUAAUAUUGAAAAUAAAUAAAUGUCAAUUUCAUUCUA
Molecule: messenger RNA, 5323 nt
Organism: Solea solea (common sole)
Lineage: Eukaryota; Metazoa; Chordata; Actinopteri; Pleuronectiformes; Soleidae
Product: muscleblind-like protein 2a
Exons: 9
Coding region: 1424-2572 (382 amino acids)
Molecular function (GO): metal ion binding
Source: RefSeq, a predicted model, not a curated record